AUGUCGUUUCUGUUUGCCCUUCUGCGGAUCACCGGGUUUGUCCUCUUCUUUCUCGCGCUGCUGCGUGUGAAGACGACACGUUUCCGGCACCUGCCCUCCCGCCGCACGCGCGUCUCCCGUCAUCAUGGAGAGACAUGCGUUUGGAUGGAGCGCCUUGCCAACGCUGUGCUCGAUCUGUUUUACGCGGCCCUACGGGAGGAGGAAAAGGCGGCGGAUGAGAAGGCGCAGCAGGGGUGGCAGCCGGCUGCUGCAUUUGACGCGGCUGGGGGUCGGCUUCGAGAUCAAGAGAAUAGUUGCUACAGCGAAGGCGGCGGCGGUGUGAAAGGGAUGCCGCGGCGACUGUUGGGUAUUCUUGAAGAACGACUGGAAGCCGCUCUAGAAGACCGCGGCAUCGCAGCAAAUGCAACGUGCACGAUCUACUCCAUAGGUCAUCGGCCGCCCAGCGUGCGUGCCAUCCGUGUGACAAACCUUACAGGCAUGGAAUCCAACACGAAUACUCCGGCUGUCCCCCCCAUGGGCGCCGCUUCUGUUUCUGCAAGCAACCCUUUUCUGGUUGCUGCAAUUUCGGGAACUGCUGGCGGCACCGGUGUCGCGAACACUGCAGGCGUUGCCCCCGGUGGCGUUAAUAAUCCGGUGACCCAAAAAGCGAGGCGUCUUCCCUCGAUGUUGGCGUCGCACGUACCCGGUCCUGACGAUAAAGGGGAACUGUGGGGCGGUGAGUCCUUUGAAGAGACACUGAGUGGAAGCAUGGCGGGGUUUUCAGAGUCCGUAGUGGAGCUAGAGGCAGAAGUAGAAUACGCUGGUGGUGCUGAUGUCUCGCUGCAGGUGGAUAUUUGUUUGGCGCGCGGCAGACUUCUUCCAGUGUCUAUUAGAGUGAAUGAUAUAAAGUACAUCAAAGCCCAUCUUCGCGUUUGUGCAAAGCUGCAGUAUGAACGGGCAACCAUGGAUAGUCGGCGGAAACCGUAUCUCCAGUGCACGCUCUGGCUAGAGUCGGAGCCAACCUUCUUGCUCAAAAUGUCAACCCUCUUUACUCGGUACCAAAUUCGUAACUUCUUUCUUCUGCCUCUGAUAGCUAAAUUCCUGCUGCUGCGCUUCGUGCGGCAUCAAAUGAUGCGACCGAAUGGCGCCGGUGUGACGGUCAACGUUCCCCUACCGGAGGGCAUUGUGGAUGGCGGAACGCAGAUGUGGUCCGCCGCCGCCGCCGCCAAUGAUGUCUCGACGACGGUGAACUCCGUGAAUGGUCGAAGUCCUGCCCGUGGCGUUGCGUGA
Trypanosoma rangeli is the source of this 1269-nucleotide messenger RNA. RefSeq lists its product as uncharacterized. The transcript has a single exon. Lineage: Eukaryota; Euglenozoa; Kinetoplastea; Trypanosomatida; Trypanosomatidae. The record is from RefSeq and is a predicted model, not a curated record. The coding region runs from base 1 to 1269 and encodes 422 amino acids.